Molecule: messenger RNA, 1524 nt
Organism: Tupaia belangeri chinensis (Chinese tree shrew)
Lineage: Eukaryota; Metazoa; Chordata; Mammalia; Scandentia; Tupaiidae
Gene: NKX6-1
Product: NK6 homeobox 1
Exons: 4
Coding region: 817-1521 (234 amino acids)
Biological process (GO): regulation of transcription by RNA polymerase II; cell differentiation
Cellular component (GO): nucleus
Molecular function (GO): RNA polymerase II cis-regulatory region sequence-specific DNA binding; DNA-binding transcription factor activity, RNA polymerase II-specific
Source: RefSeq, a predicted model, not a curated record
AGAAGUGGACGGCGGCGCGGAGCCGCCGCAGAACCGUCAGACUUUCACUUAGACUUUGUUUUUCCGUGUUCUCGCCUUUCUCUCUCUUUUUUUUUUUUCCUUUCCAAUACUACAACUGUAGUGUCCUGUGGCCCAGAGGGGAAGGCGGGUCAGCGCGCCGAAUCCCGGAGCCGCGGGGAUUGGUGGCAUUGCCCCUCCUGGCGCAGCAGCCCCGGGCAGCGCCGGCGGAGGAAGCCCGCCCGGAGGCCAGAUCCUCGCGCGGGCUGGAUGCGCUCCCUCCCGGCGCAAAGCGAGUCUCUAGUGCGAAUCAGCCUCGGGGCUAGAGAGCGUCCGAGUAAGGUCAGAGAAGCGCAACCGGCGGAACCCGGCGUCUUUUGAACUUCCGAAAGUGAGCCGACUGGUGACUCUUAACUUUGGGACCAACUCGCGAGGGCCCGCCUGGGUUUUGGUUUGCUUAUUUCCCGGGGGAGAAGAGAAGAAGUAAGCGCACUUUGAGUGGCGAGGCAAAGUAAGGAAGAGGGAAGAGCCGGGGAAAGAAUCCAGGACUGCUGGAGCGAAAGGCCAGCCAAAUCCACCCCGACGCCCGCUAGGCUCCGCGAGCCACCGCCUCCCGCGUGGAGGGUGUGGACGUUUCUGCAGCCCAGCUCUGAGAGCAAGCCUCGGGGGCGGCGUUCUCGGCCCAGUUGGCAGGUUGCCUCCGGGUUCGCAGAGCCGCUCCUCGCUUGCGCCCUCAGUGCUUCCGGCUCCCGGGAGCCCCGCCGGGGGCCCCAGCCGGCGCCCUCGCAGCGCAGAAGCCGGCUCCGGCCUGGCCGUGGGAUGUUAGCGGUGGGGGCGAUGGAGGGCACCCGGCAGAGCGCGUUCCUGCUCAGCAGCCCGCCCCUGGCCGCCCUGCACAGCAUGGCCGAGAUGAAGACCCCUCUCUACCCGGCCGCGUACCCCCCGCUGUCCACCGGGCCCCCCUCCUCUUCGUCCUCGUCGUCGUCGUCCUCGUCACCCUCCCCACCUUUGGGAGCCCACAACCCAGGCGGCCUAAAGCCCCCGGCCGCGGGGGGGCUCUCGUCCCUGGGCAGCCCCCCGCAGCAGCUCUCGGCAGCCCCCCCCCCCGGCCUCCACCACCUCCCGCCCGUGGCCGCCGUGGGCCGGUACCCCAAGCCGCUGGCCGAGCUGCCCGGCCGGACGCCCAUCUUCUGGCCCGGGGUGAUGCAGAGCCCGCCCUGGAGGGACGCGCGCCUCGCCUGCACCCCUCAUCAAGGAUCCAUUUUGUUAGACAAAGACGGGAAGAGGAAACACACGAGACCCACGUUUUCUGGCCAGCAGAUUUUCGCCCUGGAAAAGACUUUCGAACAAACGAAGUAUUUGGCAGGGCCCGAGAGGGCUCGCUUGGCCUAUUCGUUGGGGAUGACAGAAAGUCAGGUCAAGGAUCGCUAUGGCAACGGCAGGCAGUUUGCUGGGGCCUGUGACUCGGAGGGACCUGGGGCGAUGGAGACCGACUUUGACGGCCCAGACGAGGGAGGUCUCUGAGCG